Molecule: messenger RNA, 927 nt
Organism: Mesocestoides corti
Lineage: Eukaryota; Metazoa; Platyhelminthes; Cestoda; Cyclophyllidea; Mesocestoididae
Source: the annotation of a GenBank genome assembly
AUGUUGCUGGUCAAAAAGGCUACUUUUGCUAGCGAAAACGAGGCGGUACUCACACCCCUUCAAACAGCCGAAUUUCUUGAAAAAACAAUGGAUUCGAGCUUUAAAAGCAUGCCGCAUAACUGCUAUCCUGAGAUUGUUUCAGAUAUUACACUAACAGAACCAGACGGAGCUAUCAAAACGAAUUCAGAUUUUACUCCCUACCUGUAUUCGAUCAAGCCAAUUGAGGAAAUCGACAUAACUGCAACCUCACAAAAGCUAUCAGAACACGAAACGGAGGACUCACUCUCAGCAGCGCUAAUUGAGCUGGAAAAAUUCACGACCUUACAGUCUGCUGUGGAGACAGAACCAAUGGAAGACACUAGACCGGAGGAAGAAGACAUCCAAUCACCACUGGACAGUCCUCGAAUACACGAUUUCUUCUCCUCGAAUUCCCUCGAAGAUCUUGCAAACAGACCAGAAUGGGAGGAAAUUUUCUUGCAACAGAACACAUUAAUGGAGCAGUUCGUGGAAAUUGUUGACGUAAAUACUGUUUUAUCUGUUUUAAAAGUAGAAUUGGAACAGGACGAAACCGAUCGACCCACUAAACAAAAUCCGUCAAGAUGGAGAAAUUUUGCAGAUGGAAGAGCACAGUGCAGUGUGGCUUUGUCCACUAGCACCACGACAAAGAGUGGGCUUUGUGAACUGCAGUCCUCCACGACUCAGUGCAAUUUCGCCGAGGAAAAGGAAAAAGAUCGAAGGCAGCGGAACAAUGUCGCCUCACGGAAGUCGAGAGCAAUGAAGAAGGAGCGCUUUGCGGCAAUGCAGAUGGAAAUUGAACACCUGCUCAUUACCAACCGCAAGCUGAAGACCUUCAUCGAUGAAAUGGACUCUGCUAUUGACGAAGCUAAAGCGAUUGUCCUUACACAGACAAAAACAACCAACAAAUGA